Molecule: messenger RNA, 2082 nt
Organism: Emys orbicularis (European pond turtle)
Lineage: Eukaryota; Metazoa; Chordata; Testudines; Emydidae
Gene: COL8A2
Product: collagen type VIII alpha 2 chain
Exons: 2
Coding region: 1-2082 (693 amino acids)
Molecular function (GO): protein binding
Source: RefSeq, a predicted model, not a curated record
AUGCUCUCCGAAGCUGUCUCAUUGCUGCUGCUUGUGGCUGGCAUCCGCUCGGUGUCCGGAGGAGGUGCUGGAGGCGGAUACGCUCAAGUGAAAUACAUGCAGCCCAUGGUGAAAGGGCCCCUGGGGCCCCCAUUCCGGGAAGGCAAAGGGCAGUAUCUCGACAUGCAACCGCUCCUGCCGAUGGAUCUCAAAGGGGAGCCAGGCCCCCCAGGAAAGCCAGGCCCAAGAGGACCUCCAGGCCCCCCAGGCUAUCCAGGAAAACCAGGCACUGGGAAACCCGGACUUCAUGGCCAGCCAGGCCCUGCUGGGCCCCCUGGAUUUUCUGGUGUUGGCAAACCAGGUAUCCCAGGGCUUCCAGGAAAGGCAGGUAUGAAAGGGAUGCCCGGCCUCAAAGGUGAACCCGGCCUGAGAGGUGAGCAAGGCCAGAGAGGAUUACCUGGCCCGCCAGGAUUGCCUGGGCCAGCAGGCAUCUCAGUCAAUGGGAAACCAGGCAUGCAGGGCACUCCAGGUCUACCAGGAUUUCGGGGUGAGCCUGGGCCAAAAGGGGAGCCAGGGCUUCGGGGGGAGCGGGGCUUAAAGGGUGAAAAUGGCGUUGGGAAGCCAGGGUUUCCGGGUCCCCGAGGAAAUGGAGGCCCCCCCGGCCCCGCUGGGCCUCCAGGGCCAAACGGCAUUGGGAAACCAGGGUUCAAUGGCUUACCAGGUGCUCCAGGGGGGAAAGGCGAGAUGGGCCCAUCUGGAGCCCCUGGGAUCAAUGGGGAACCUGGGCCGAUGGGGCCACGGGGGCCACCAGGCAUUGAUGGAAUAGGCAUCCCGGGCGUCGGAGGGGUUCCAGGUAUGCAAGGCCCUGUGGGGCCAAAGGGAGAACCCGGGAUCCGUGGCCUUCCCGGUUUACCUGGGCCCGCAGGCUAUGGGAAACCAGGUUUGCCGGGCUUAAAAGGAGAUCGUGGGCAACCUGGGAUCCCAGGAGCCAUUGGCGACAAAGGGGAACCGGGCAUGGAUGGGGAAGCAGGCGAGCAGGGCCCGCAGGGUGUCAUUGGAUCCCCCGGGGUGCCAGGCUCCAUGGGCUUGCCAGGCAAACACGGGCUGCCAGGCCUCAAAGGUGAGGUUGGGCUGCCUGGGCCCCCAGGAAUACCAGGGAUGCGUGGAGACCAAGGGCCAAAUGGUUUUGCAGGGAAACCAGGGGUCCCUGGAGAGAGAGGUUUGCCUGGGUCUCAGGGACCACCUGGCCCCACAGGGCCAAAAGGAGAACCAGGGUUCACAGGGAUUCCUGGGGUGCCAGGGUUAACAGGUAGCCUGGGACCAAAGGGAGAUGCAGGAAUUCCAGGCCAGUCAGGCCUGAGGGGCCCAUCUGGUAUUCCAGGCCUACAAGGCCCUUCUGGUCCCAUGGGGCCACAGGGCUUACCAGGGCUGAAAGGGGAACCUGGCCUCCCAGGCCCUCCAGGGGAGGGGAAGGUAGGGGAGCCUGGCAUUACAGGACCCAUUGGCCCACCUGGAAUACCAGGGACACGUGGAUUAAACGGACCCCCAGGACCACCAGGGCCGCCUGGUCCCCCCGGGGCACCAGGGGUGUUCGACGAGACAGGCAUCGCUGGACUGCACUUGCCGGAUGGAGGCGUGGAAGGAGCGGUGUUAGGGAAUGGUAAGCCUGGGAAGCCACAGUAUGGCAAAGGGGAGCUCUCUGCCCGGAUAGCACCCGCUUUCACGGCCAUCCUGACCUCCCCGUUCCCAGCCUCUGGCAUGCCAGUCAAAUUCGACAGGACUUUGUACAACGGGCACAACGCCUACAAUCCAGCCACUGGGAUAUUCACCUGCCCCAUCUCCGGCAUCUAUUACUUUGCCUACCACGUGCAUGUCAAAGGGACUAAUGUCUGGGUGGCACUUUAUAAGAACAAUGUGCCCGCCACAUACACCUAUGACGAGUACAAAAAAGGCUACCUGGAUCAAGCCUCAGGCAGCGCAGUGCUCGAACUCAAAGAGAAUGACCAAGUCUGGGUCCAAAUGCCCUCGGACCAAGCCAAUGGGCUGUACUCCACAGAAUACAUCCACUCCUCUUUCUCCGGCUUCCUGCUUUGCCCCACAUAA